AUGGUAAGAAGUAGCAGUGUGUGUCUCAGGAGAUAUGGGAGAGCUGGAAGAAGGCUCGGGAGGAUCCAGAUUCAAGAGAAAGCUGAAAAAUAUGGUCGUGAGCCCACACCAAUGGAGGUGUUCACUUACAUUCACACAAAGGACCACGAUGGACAUACGUUUGUUGACAGAUGUGUGAUUAGCAUUAGUGAGAACUACAGUACAGCUCAUAAGCGUAUUGUUUCUUCUCAGGCUGGAUCGGAAGCUGAGCCGAGAAUUGAUGAGUUAGCACUGUAUCUGGAGGCGGCAGGGGGAAAAAAGAAGGGAAAAGUAUAUGGCAUCGGUCUCAGAGCAGGAGACAGAGAGCUUGCAGAGUUUAGAGCGCAUGUAAUGCGGAUAUCCGAUUUGCAUAGUUCUGGUACUUCUUCCUCCGAUUCUCCGCCUGCUAUAGAUCCACAUGUUUCUACUCUGCAUCAGCCACCAUCUUCUCCUCUUCAUCCAGAUACUGUCGACAAUACCUUGGUCACUCCUGCAAACACUACAGCAGACACUACACUGGAUUGUCCAGAAAACCAUUACCGUGGAUUUGAUUUUAGACCAUUUUAG
This is a messenger RNA of Jatropha curcas, 585 nucleotides long. NCBI's taxonomy places the organism in Eukaryota, Viridiplantae, Streptophyta, Magnoliopsida, Malpighiales, Euphorbiaceae. The record is from RefSeq and is a predicted model, not a curated record.